Messenger RNA from Megalopta genalis, 3229 nucleotides. It is a transcript of the gene uzip, whose product is annotated as beta-pore-forming protein unzipped. The record is from RefSeq and is a predicted model, not a curated record. NCBI's taxonomy places the organism in Eukaryota, Metazoa, Arthropoda, Insecta, Hymenoptera, Halictidae.
CGCGUUGCGGCAUCGCGCGGUUCGUCGUCGCCGCUAGUGCACCGCUGGAGCCCCGACUAGCCAGGUCUCGAGACAGGAACCUAAAGCCAGCGACAAAACGAAAGCAAGAGAGAGAGAGAGAGAGAGAGAGGGGGAAAGAAAGAGAGGAGACACGGCGGAAAAGCCAGCGCUAGAAAGAGAGGAGACUGUACCGCGGCCCUUGGGCGAGGGACGAGGACCAACCAACGGAGCCUAAGAGUGCGUCGAGGAGGGAAGGGGUGGGACACGCACCGAGUCCUCGCGCUGCCGUCAGUUACUCGGCUCGCCGCUAGCUGGCCAGGUGUAGUGUGCGUUCGCUCCUGAGGAACACGGGCCGUUGACACGCGGAUUUUACUAACGAGCUGACCGACUACUGCUACCUCGGUUCCGUUCACAGAAUAAAAGACAGGACACCUAGUGCCACGUAUACCCUACCCCUAGGCGCCAGUAUUCGGACAUUAGUUGGAUUAAGAUAAUGCAAUAAUGUCUUGGCAAAGAGUCUACCUUGCCCUGGGACUGUUCGGUCUAGCGCUGCUCCUGACCAACGCCGACAACAGCGUGCACAUUCUGUCAAAGUAUCAACUGGUCACCUCGACUACCCUUAACUGGCUGCCGCGUGCGCACUAUGAUCCAUCGAGGGAAAUAGUGAUCGGCGGCUUUGAGAUCGAGACCGAAGAGGAUUUGCACAACCAGGCGGAGAAACCGGUGAAGAAGCCGCUGUAUGUGUGCCGGGCGUUGCACACCACGGUCUGGGUAGCUGGUAGCCAGAAAGGCGACGAGAAACGAUGCACGGUGACAAUUCACGGCAGCGUGCAGUCGUACGAUAAAUACGAAUUGCUGGAGAACGUCGACAAUGCCGGCCGCGUCAACUGGGAGUACUGGGACAAAUACAAGCCGACUCCCAUAGGAGCGGUGGCCACGGAAAAGAUGUUCGUAGCUCGUCACAGGGUUCACAAUGACAAGGACGGCGCAGACGGCGCGCCGCGAUACACCCAUUAUAUCGGAACCUUGAAUUCAUACGACAACCUCGGCUCUAUCAGCUACGUGAAAGAUGAUGGCACGGAGGGAAGCGAAAAGUCUGGUGAUGUUCUGGUCGAAACAGAGCCAAUAUAUUACAAUCUGACAAGAGUUAAAUUGCACUGGCCUAAAAAGCGUGCAAUGAAGCAUACACCCAGUAUAUUGGGGGAAGCAACGAUUGCUAAUAAUGGACAGGAAGGUGCAAUCGUGGCACAAGCCUUUGGCUAUACGUAUAAUUAUUCUGUGUACUGGGGGCAGGGCCAUGCUAUCUUGAAGGGUCUGAAUACAUCGAUUACUUUAACAAAUGGAACAGCUUUGCCGAAAGUAAUGUGGGGUACGAAGGAAGAAAGUAAUCGCAGCGAUGUUUAUACGGUGGAGAUAUUUUUGGAGCCUGGUACAGCAAUAAACGUUACUCUGAAAGCUACUUACUCUGACAUGGAAGUACCCUACUCAGGAACAUUGAUCUCUUAUUAUGAAGACGGAGAAACAAGAUCCCGUGGGAUCAGCGGUAUACGUAGAGAAGAAAGCAUGUUUGACAUAACUCCAGUAUUCGGACCUAUUUACUUCUUAAGUAAUUAUAGCUUAGUUCCUACUACAAUUGUACCGCCCACUACCGAAGCAAGUACCACUACGACAGUACAUGAAUACAGCAAGCAACCCCGUAAAACGGAUAUGGAAAACGAAGACCAUGAUGAAAAUAUGAUAGUACCGCCGAAGAAGUCGGAUAUGAAUAUACAAAGCGAUGACGGUGGUCCCUUGUCACUUAAAAACAAGGUAGAAGCUUCGCAUUCUGGAACAUGUUUACAUACAUUAAACAUUAUAUUUAUACCUCUAUUAACGAUCGUCGUCCAUAGAAUUACGUGAAAAUACGACUCUUAAGAAGUCCUAAGUUGCAAUAGUAAUAUAUUCGUAGAGCAAUAUUGAAGAAAGAUAACAAAAACAACAAAAAAAAGAAAAGAAAUUGAAAAAAAAUUAAAAUGUUGCUGUAAUUUCGUACAUAGCAAUUAUGGCACGAAAUAAAGCUCCUUGGUUAAAUCGCUGACUAUCGGGCUGUGAUGUCAGCGCUGACAUGCUUGCCUUUCGAGAAAACUUGAUAUUUAAUAUAUAUAUAUAAUUUAAUAUAUAUAUUAUAUUAUAUAUAUAUACAUAAAAAUAUAUAUAUAUACACGUUUAGGAUAUUGAAGAAAUACCUUAAUGAUGAGCUAGUCUCAUGACAAUGUUAAGUACAAGCGACCGCAGCCAAUGUAAAUGUUAACAGAAGAUUCGUUAACAUUACCUUUAUUGUUGAAUAACUGAAUGUAACUACGACAUUCCGUCUUUACUAAUUCCGCUGUGGAAACGAUUCUCCAGCUAAUCUAUUUUAUGCCUUUGCAAAGUGUAAUUCUAGACACCCUCUAGAAGAACUUCGAAUGGAAAGCUUGAAAACGAAUGACAUCUUCUUUCAAGGUUCGACUCAAAGAGAAUUGUAAUUACGGCAGGUAUUGUCUCGGGCAACUAGCUUAUAAAUGAGAUCAGGGGAGUAAAAACGACAAUGAAGGAUAAAGAGAUGUGAGAGUUAACGCAGCUACGAUAUAUUUUUGAGAUUGCAGUAUAAUUUUAGAAAAUUGUAAGAUUUAUAAUGGCAUAGCAAGUAAGAAUACGUAGAUAACAGGUAGAUGGGUACAACUAUUUUCCAAAGCUAUUUUAAUAUCGUUUACGUGACUGAUGUAAAUUGCAUAGAAUCUGCCAUAUAAGAGUAAUAGAACUGAAGUGAAGUAACUUCAAGGAUGAGUCAGAAUUUAACCAUGUACAGAGUCUGAGUAAUAUUCAACAAAACUUUAAAUUCUUAAAUUAUUAACGCUUUGUUAUAAAAUCAAUACAACAUCUAGAGUACUAUGUACCCAUCUGUCUCCCAUGUAAAGUGAUAGGGCUUGCAGAUUCCUAGAUUACUAUUAAUGGAAAUUGUAAUGGAAGAGGAAUGCAGUAUUUUACUUUUGUAUAGAUGCGUUAAUAAUUUGUAAGUUAUACUUUCUUUGAUAAGUCAAAGAGAAAUAUGGACUUAUUUAAUUUUGUGUUUAAUUUAAACGUGCUUUUAUUAAAGCACAUAACAAAAGAAAUGAUAUUUUCAUAUAUUCUUGUAUUUUCGAUCAUUUUUACUUGAAAAAUUUUUACUUGGUAUGUACAUAAUAUGUUUCUACAUUCUUGCUAGACAUAA